UCGUCAAUGGAUUGGGCAUUAAACCACACCACCUCCCCUCCCAGCACAAUGUUGACAGGGGCAGCGCGAUGAGGAGUGAUCAACCUUGGUCUCCGCAGUGCAGCCAGAUGUUGCAGCAAGUGCACGGUAAAAUGGCCCGCCGGAGUCGAUCAUCAGUGAGACACACGCCUUGUCAUCAGAUGCCUUCAAUGGCCGAUGCGCAUGGCCAUGAGACCGACCAUGGAUAGCCUGCAGCAAACCGUUGUUCGGGACCAUCAGAUUUUGAUGAUGACGCAGAUGAAGGUGAAGCGCGCGAAGAUGAAGAUGACGAUGACGAUGAUGGAGACGCCAACAACAUUUCUGCGCAAAAUUCGGACAAUGUGCACGACGACUGAGACAGUGCACAACGGUCCAACCAAGGGCAGAACUUGGAUGGACGGGAGGGCGGUCGUCAUCGUAACAAUUCCAAGGGCAAAGACAGUGUUGCGAAAAAACAAGAAACAAAAUGUCCCUUGGACGUUGGAGGAGAGGAUCACCCUAGUGAAGAUAAUGGGGAAGGACGACGCCCUAAUGGUUGAUACUGACGGUCAACAUCAGUUCAUGAAGAGGAAGGACAUGUACGCAUGGGUGCACGAUCGGAUGAAAGACAACGGAUUUCGCCACAGGACAGCGGAGAAUUGCCGGAAGAAACGGAAGAACAUGUUGAGCAAGGCGAAGCUUAUCCUCGACAGUCGCGAGAAUGCGUUUUGCAUGCCUUCGUAUUUUGACUUGCCGGUGGAGAAGCAGGAGUUGGAGGUGCCUCUUGCCUUUGAGAAACCGCUUUGGGAGGCGAUGCAGUCCAUGACUUGUGACAAGACAUUGACGUUCGAGGAUUUGGCCGGUGUAGGUGGGGAGACAACUCACAAUGCUGCUUCCGGAAACCUUGGUUCAGGGAGAAGCAGUUCGGACGACAGAACGACGGAGGAUUCCGAAGGUGCAUCCAAGAGACAGAGAACGAACAGCRGCAAGCCAAGAGGAGGACAUUGAGUUGUGGGGGGCCACCGUUAGGGAGGGUGGUGGAGGAAUUAACGAGGGGAUAUUGUGAUAGUUUUGAGAAAGCCACCUCCACUU
Molecule: messenger RNA, 1089 nt
Organism: Chara braunii
Lineage: Eukaryota; Viridiplantae; Streptophyta; Charophyceae; Charales; Characeae
Source: the annotation of a GenBank genome assembly